AUGCCAGCUACCUGUGGCGUUUGCAACGUGGACAUUGGCAGCUGCAAGUCUACUGAAGUGAUAAGUUGUGCCGGUAAUUGCAAAAAAUCGUUUCAUGUAAACUGUGUGAAAGAAGAUAUAGAAGAGAAGAAGGUUCGUACAGCAAAGCAAUGGAGGUGUAGGGAGUGCCGAGAAGGCAGUGUAAGUUCCGGCUCAAAAAAAGUGGACGAAUCUACCAAAUUAAUGGAAAAUUUAAGAUCGGAAGUGCAAGUUCUGAAAAAAGAAAAUGAGGUUUUGCGAGAAACAGUCACCGACCUACAAGACCGGACUCGAUCACUGGAACAAUAUACCCGACGCAGCAACAUCGAGAUUAGCGGUAUCCCAGUCACCCCCAGGGAGGAUGUCAUCCAGUUGGUGAAGGACGUAGGUGCAGUCAUCGGCCUGGAGGUGGAGGAGUCCCAGAUCAACGCAGCACACCGAGUACCCAGCUUCCGCAAAGACCGGGUCCCUUCCCUCGUGGUCCAGUUCAUCGGCAGAUCCACUAGAGACACGUGGUUGAAACAAUUCAGGGAGCUCAAGGAAUCUGUGACUGUGGACCAGGUAAACUCGUCUUUCCCAAAAGCGAAACUGUACAUUAAUGAGCACUUGUCUCCAGCUAAUAAGGUGUUUUUGUCUGACUUGAAAAAGAAAUGUGCUGAAGUAGGCAUCAAAUACGCGUGGUGCCGUGAGGGAAAAUUCUUUAUCAGGAAGGCUGAUAAGGAUAAGUGUCGCAGGAUUUACAGUGAGGCUGACAUCAAAAAGCUCAAAUAA
Macrosteles quadrilineatus (aster leafhopper) is the source of this 789-nucleotide messenger RNA. RefSeq lists its product as uncharacterized. Bases 1 to 789 code for a protein of 262 amino acids. The record is from RefSeq and is a predicted model, not a curated record. NCBI's taxonomy places the organism in Eukaryota, Metazoa, Arthropoda, Insecta, Hemiptera, Cicadellidae. The transcript has 2 exons.